Solanum dulcamara is the source of this 499-nucleotide messenger RNA. RefSeq names its product protein TAPETUM DETERMINANT 1-like. Lineage: Eukaryota; Viridiplantae; Streptophyta; Magnoliopsida; Solanales; Solanaceae. The transcript has 2 exons. Bases 49 to 420 code for a protein of 123 amino acids. Gene Ontology annotation, biological process: cell fate determination. The record is from RefSeq and is a predicted model, not a curated record.
AGAGAAGCCACAAUCAAUUUCUACAUCAACAAAGAGAUCAUUUCCCUAAUGGAAACCAUUGUUAAGCUUUCUAUCACUCUCCUUCUCCUUACACUUCUUAGCAAAGGUGUUUGUAGUUGUGAUUUGAACAAUAUAACAAUUGGAACAAUAAGGAGUGGAAGAGAAAUAAUGGGAAAGCCAGAGUGGAAUGUGGUUGUGGUGAACAAUUGUGAUAAUUGUACCAUGCAAAAAAUGUUAUUGUCUUGCAAUGGUUUUCAAACAACUGAACCAGUGGAUCCAACUAUUUUCAAGCCCGUGGGAAACAACACUUGUAGUGUCAACAAUGGCAAUUCCAUACCACCAAAGUAUACUGUCAAGUUCUCUUAUGCUUGGGAUCCUCCUUUUUUCCUUAGGCAAACUUCUGUUAAUACUUCCUGUUGAAACUAUAAAUCACUAUGUGUGUUGUAGAGGCAGAUAUACUAGUUAUUUGAGUUUUAAUAAAAGGAUCCAUUACUUUAAA